Molecule: messenger RNA, 1221 nt
Organism: Ziziphus jujuba (common jujube)
Lineage: Eukaryota; Viridiplantae; Streptophyta; Magnoliopsida; Rosales; Rhamnaceae
Product: protein neprosin
Exons: 7
Coding region: 1-1221 (406 amino acids)
Source: RefSeq, a predicted model, not a curated record
AUGCAAGCUGCUUUAGAAUUUAAGCAGAUAAUAUUUAUAUUGCUGGCAACAUUUUGUGUAAUUUCAUUAUAUGCAGAACAAGUUCAAGAAUGGGAAAAGUUAUCUCAAGAAGAAGAAAUGGAGCUGGAUAGACAGCUCAAACUUAUAAACAAACCUCCAAUCAAGAGUUUCCAGACUGAACAUGGUGAUAUUAUAGAUUGUGUUGACAUCUACAAACAGCUUGCAUUUGAUCAUCCUACGCUCAAGAAUCAUGCAAUUCAGAUGAAACCUACAACCAUACCAAAAGGAAUAAGAAAUGAAUCUGAGACAAUCUAUAAAUCUAUGCCAUAUAUCCCCGGAAACAUUCGUUGUCCACGAGGAUCGGUGCCUAUCAGAAGGACUACCAGGGAAGAUCUGAUAAUGGCAAAACAUAUAAAGUCUAAGGGAUUUAAUCAUCCAAGAAAAUCUCAUGCCAAGACCUCUGGACUUGACCUAGCAGGCUAUCAUUCUGCGGUGCUUGAAUAUGAAAAUCGAAUAGUUGGGGGGAGAGCAACUAUUAAUAUUUGGAACCCCGUUGUUAAUAAUGCCAAACAAUAUAGUGUUUCUAGUAUGUGGAUUGCAAAUGGAGAUGCAGAGAAGAUGAACAGCAUAUCUGUUGGGUGGGCAGUUAAUAGAGCUCUAUACUCAGAUAACAAAAGCAGAUUAAAUACCUAUUGGACUGCAGAUAAUUCUCAUAGUACUGGUUGCUUCAACACCUUCUGUCCAGGAUUUGUACAAGUUAGCUCUAAAAUAUUCCUUGGUCUCCCUCUUGACCCAGUUUCUACUUACAAUGGUCCUCAAUUUGAUAUAGCAGUCAGUAUAUCUCAGGACUUUAGUACGGGAAAUUGGAUGUUGAUGUUUUCAGACAUAUAUGUGGGUUACUGGCCAAAGGCAAUAUUCACUAGUAUGGCAGAAGGUGCAAAUUUUAUUUCAUGGGGAGGGGAGGUUUACAGCAUGAUAAGUGAUUUGAGCCCUCAAAUGGGGAGUGCUCAUUUCCCAGAAGAAGGUUACGGAAAGGCAGCAUUUGUGAAACAGAUUCAAGUUAUUCCCAAUAUUGAUUUGUCAGGAUAUGGUGAUCCAGAUGAGCAUUCACUUAAAUUGUAUAGAGAUGCACCUCAUUGUUAUGAUGUUGAAAAAGGUGUAGAUAAGCAGGGACAUUAUAUUUUCUUUGGGGGUCCUGGAAAUUGUACUUUUCAAGUGUAG